Molecule: messenger RNA, 1575 nt
Organism: Penicillium odoratum
Lineage: Eukaryota; Fungi; Ascomycota; Eurotiomycetes; Eurotiales; Aspergillaceae
Exons: 5
Coding region: 1-1575 (524 amino acids)
Biological process (GO): GPI anchor biosynthetic process; protein processing
Cellular component (GO): glycosylphosphatidylinositol-mannosyltransferase I complex; endoplasmic reticulum membrane
Molecular function (GO): mannosyltransferase activity
Source: RefSeq, a predicted model, not a curated record
AUGAAGCGACGUAUCACCUAUAUCCAGCGCCCUGAGGCGCCUUUUGUACCCGAGGAAGUCGUCGUAUCCACCAAAUCUGUGACGGUUCGCGGCCUGGAUGCCACCCGCGAAGACCGCCUUACCUUUGAUCUGGAUGACCUCCCCGAAGAGCUUCAUAAAGUCUGUCACCAAUUACAAGAGCUCCACCUCCGCUGGGCUACUGAGCGGCCGUUCGACGCUGUUGCGCCCUUUGUGAGCAGGGUCUCACCUGGUCUUCAUGUGCAUUAUACCCCCUUAGCUGCGGGCCAGUCGUCGGAGGCUCUAUGCUCGGUGCUCCGUACUGUAUUCGGGGUAACCGAAGGUGAUCAAUAUGGGGUGGACUGCACAAACCCAGAGGAUAAUUUUAUCGCGCCCCCGCUCCGAGCUACCGAAUCCGGUGCUGCCGCCUCUCUCCAAUACCAUACACAGCUACCAUCCUUGAAGUCGCUAGUUACGUUUUUCCAGAACAAUGUCUGCGCUGGAGGUGCGGAAUGUAUUACUCGCGCUAAUUCCCUGCUUACGGCCGACGUGGUUGAUUUGGACUUUGAUGCCUCUUCUAACACAUUGACCAUGUCAGGGAUCUGGACCAGUGCUCCAGAGGGUGGCUGGGUGGAGGAGGUACAUAAGUCGGCUUCAAGCUCUGACAAGGUUGAGUUUGGAUUGUUGGGAACAGAGAAGGGAAUUUCCGCGGAUGAAAUCAAGGUCGGGGGACUAUUGGCAGUCGUAGGAGAGGACAAGAAAUUGAAACCUACAAUGUUCUCCUUCCCUUCGCGGCACCACGUUCUCCCCAGGUCCGCCAGCUACACUGUCUCAUUCGCAGAGCCUACCGGCCUCCACCCGACAAUGUCUAUAUCUAUCCCCCGCUCUUCAUUAGAACUGCCAUCUGCACCCGACGACACAACAUGCGCCCUGUACACCUACCUGACACUUCCGUCAUCUGUCUUCGGUGAUCAAUACCAGCUUGGGACGACCGACCCUCUUUUCCUCGAAUCUCAUAAUCUAGAAGGUCUACGUGCCCACUCGGGUGAAACAGACCUGGAGGCUCCAGAUUGGGUCGUCAAAGGCUGGGGCUCGAACUGGCUUUUCGAACUGGCCACACCCGUCGAUGAUCUCGACGGUGAUGUGCAAUCCAACUGGACCGCCACCAUUCCUCUUCAUCUACGAUACCUUCAUCCAUCCGAAACGGGAUACAGAUCUGCGCAUGUACCCUGGCCAGUGGUCUUCUGGGCUUGCGGCGCAGAUGACGCGACCGGUAUGGGGAUCAACCCAUUCGACCGCAGGCACCUGGGCUACGACAGCCUCUUUUCUCCCCAUACAUUCUUCUACCAGCUUCAUCCAAAGUCCGAUCGCCUCGUAGAGGUGCUAGACGUCCCCGUUCUUCACCUCAAAGACGGCGAAGGCCUUUUCCAGGCUCGGAACAUCGAGUUGACGACAUGUGCUGUCAUUUCACUCGGUUUCUUGUGGAUUCUCUGGCGACUUGUUCGAGUGGCUUGGUCAUCUGGUCUCGGAUCCAAUGGCAAACCCAAUGGGUCUGAUGAACACGAUAAGAAGGAAUAG